AUGAAUUCGAUACUACGGGUAUCUGUCAGUGUGCCCAAGACGAUCUCGACUUCGUUGUUCUCGCGAUCCUUUUCUUUCUACCAUGCUUUUCAGCAGCCUGACAAGGAGUCUUAUGCAGAAUUGCCUCAGAGGAAGGCGUAUUACGCGAAGUUGCGCCAGGAUCCAGCCGCCUGGAGGCGGGAACUCGAUCGGAAGGCGGAAAAACUUCAUCAAUGGCAUCGAGAUCCAAAGAACAAGGCAAAGAUGCAGGCAGCUCAAAGACGCUUCCAGGACGCUCGCAUGGAGGAUGAACGCUAUAGAUUCUACUUGCGUCUUAAAAAUUGGUGCGGCAGAUAUGCGUGGGUACGUGAACGACUUCCUUGGAAGACGUACCAGCCUAUUCGUCACGACGACAUGGUCGAACAUUACUGCAGUGGCUGCAACUGCACAAGGCGCGGAGGCAGGAAGUUGUGGUGGAAGAAAAUUGAGACAUCGCCCGCAGCAGACUCUGGCACUUGGUUAUGUCUCAAUUGUUAUGUUCCAAAGACAGAUUGGGCAGAAGCCAUGCCUAAAGGCUAUGAAGAUCUCACGACUGCAACUUUACAGGAAAUGGCCAAAAGGAGAGACAGCUUGGGCCAUGGCGACUAA
Aureobasidium melanogenum CBS 110374 is the source of this 627-nucleotide messenger RNA. RefSeq lists its product as uncharacterized. Lineage: Eukaryota; Fungi; Ascomycota; Dothideomycetes; Dothideales; Saccotheciaceae. The record is from RefSeq and is a predicted model, not a curated record. The transcript has 2 exons. The coding region runs from base 1 to 627 and encodes 208 amino acids.